AUGGUAUCUGGGUUAAUCAAUGCAAACCCUGUCAUAUAUGAAAAGAAAGAGCGUCGAGCACGAACUGCUCCAUCUACUUUCCAUGAUGAGUAUGCUGUUGAACCAAUUGACCAGCAAGAAGACCCUGAGUACUCGUACUCCUUGGAACAGCUUAAGGUGGUCACGGAGGAAGCAAUUGAAGUUGAUGACAAGCGGAAUUAUGUCAGGGUAACAUUUACUCCAACAGUGCAACAUUGUAGUAUGGUAACCAUUAUAGGUUUAUGCAUACAUGUCAAGCUCAUGAGAAGCUUGCCUUCACGAUACAAGGUGGAUAUCAGAGUAGCACCUGGAUCUCAUACAACUGUAGAUGAAGUUAACAAACAAUUAAGGGAUAAAGAACGCAUAGCAGCUGCAAUGGAAAACCCAAACAUUGUGCAUUUGCUCGAUGAUUGCCUUGCUCCAUCUUUCGAUUGA
Molecule: messenger RNA, 453 nt
Organism: Sphenostylis stenocarpa
Lineage: Eukaryota; Viridiplantae; Streptophyta; Magnoliopsida; Fabales; Fabaceae
Source: the annotation of a GenBank genome assembly